GAGCAGGAGUUGACCUUGUGACACGGACGUCAGUUGGGGCCCACACUUGCAGCUGCCUUUGGGGGAAGCCUUGUUGUUUGAGUGGGGCCGUGGAGGGUUGUUGAGUUUUGGAGCUGUUGUCGCAAUGGUCUGCAUUCCUUGCAUAGUCAUUCCAGUCUUACUGUGGGUUUACAAGAAAUUCUUGGAGCCUAUCUUAUAUCCUUUCAUUUCUCCAUUUAUCUCCCGUCUAUGGUCUAAGCAAGCAGUGAAGGAGAAAGUCACUACACCGAAAGCUGAAGCUUGUAAUGGAACAGUAAAGUCUGAAUAUGCAGCUAUGAAUGGGGAAUGGGAUUGCAUUGACAAAGCUACAGAUGACAUCACCACAAAAGGACCAACAGAUGUUUCAGACAAAAAGACUGAUUAAGACCUCUGUCAAGAAAUGACCUGGCAUGAUGUGUCCUGAAAGUAAUAUUUUAAACAGAAUGGAAGUAGAUUUAUUAACCAUUUAACAUUUAGUGUCCAAUAACAUCUUGUCACUCUUGUGUUGCACUCUGUCAUGCUGUAUAGUGGCUUUCUUUAAUGCUGUGAUAUGAUUCCCAUUUUUGUGAUGAACAAAUUAUUCCAUUUGAAUUUCAUGUUAUUUAAAUUCUUUGAUAGAGGAGUUACUGUGUUAAUGCAUAUGUUCCUUAGCUGACACCAUAGACUACAAAAAGGGAAAUACAUCCUGGUUAAAUCUGAGGAAAAAGUAAGCUCACUUUGUAUCCACAGUUGAUAUCAUCAUGAGACAAAUGAACCAGUAGAUCUCUGCUUCAGACCCUGCUCACUGCUGAUUUAAGAAAAUGUAGUUGACUGUCCAUUGCAAUAAUCUAUCAAUUUUAACAUAAUGAAAUAUCCUAAGGUGAUCAAAGACUGCAAUCUUAAUAAUUUGACAGAAGAACAAUUUACCUAACUGCUUAUUUGAAUCCUAUUGUAAUUAAUUACUUGAAUAAGAGUGAAAAGUUUCAGUGAACCACCAUCAUAUCUGCUGAUGCAUGGAUUAUGGAUGAGGGUAGAAUUAACUUUGUCAUUGACCUUAGAAUAACUUUAAGAUUAAUAUAUUUUAUCAAGUUAGUGACGGAUACAUGGUUGCCUAUAGUUAUAGCUGAAGAAAUAUGCUUAUAGCUCCAAGAGAAUGAAUGUCAUCAGAAGAGUUACUAAAAGGUAUUUCUAAAUGAGGAAAGGUGGAGGGUGCUACUGUUAAAGAGGAAUAUUAGGAGAGUCUGUGUCGUAAAGGAGACGAGUGUGAUUUAAAAAGAAAAUCUUAUUGCCCAUUGUAUUAUUAAGCAAUGUUGACAGUAAUGUUUAAGAUUUAGUAUCUGCCCUACAACUAAACGGAUACAAGUAAUCUCUCUGAGCAGGGACAAAUAGCUGAGAAUUUCACUUCUGACUGCUGACCAAAUGAUAUUCUGUAUAUUAUCAGUCACAAAUGGACUUCAGUUUGAGUGAUACUUUGCAAAGGUAAUUAGUUUGACAGACUCCAAUAUGUGCACGAAGAAUGGCAAAAUAAAAAUUUAAAUGAUGCAAGGAGUAAUACCUUCAGAGGGGAAGCAAUCGGUAUAACUGCCAGCUAGACUUUCAGACCAUGUUGUGUUUAUGUAAACAGCAAGUUCUCAAUCCUAAUUGAAACUAAAAGGCAAGGAAGUUUAAGAGAAACCAAUGUCCUAUCCCACCAUUUCCUUCUAGAUUAUUUCCAAUACACAUGUAACCGCAAAGAGCCAGGAGAAUUACCUAAAAAUGUCUCUUUUGCUGAGCAGCAUACUGCAGUAGGCUAUAUGACAUGUUCCUAGUUUCUUCUGAGGCACAGAAGGAGCUAUUCUUUUUCAGGGUCCAUUGAAGCGUCACUUAAUGUGAUGCAUACUAUUUACUAUAAUGUAAAUAUCACUUAUGUUUUAUCACUUGUUGUCUAAAAUUGGUUCGAUGAAGAACCAAAAAUACUUGUCCCAGUUGUGGAGCACUCUGGGGGAAAUCCUGGCACUUACGGUUCACCUCAAGAUGAUGUAAGACACUGUAAGAGGAAGGGAAGGAAAUUUAAUUUUAUGGUGUAUAAUUUGAGAGAACAGAAUGGUUAAAGUUGAUGCAAAAAUAAUUUGAAAAUAAAUUCACAAAAUAAA
This is a messenger RNA of Hemiscyllium ocellatum (epaulette shark), 2129 nucleotides long. RefSeq names its product UPF0729 protein C18orf32 homolog (gene c21h18orf32). NCBI's taxonomy places the organism in Eukaryota, Metazoa, Chordata, Chondrichthyes, Orectolobiformes, Hemiscylliidae. The coding region runs from base 125 to 403 and encodes 92 amino acids. The transcript has 3 exons. The record is from RefSeq and is a predicted model, not a curated record. Gene Ontology annotation, biological process: positive regulation of canonical NF-kappaB signal transduction.